AUGUUCAAGAAACUGGUUCUUAUCUUUGCUCUAGUUGCUGUAUCUUAUGCUGGCACAUGCAAUUCUUAUGAGAGAGAGCAGCUCAAUGAAGGCUAUAAACCUUGUGUCUAUACUGAUACCAAGGGUAACCCAACCGUUGGAGUUGGCUUUAAUUUAAACAAACCUGGAGCAAGACAAGCCUUAGAAGGAGUAGAAGCCAACUAUGAUGCAGUCCGUAAUGGCAGUGAGUGUCUAAAUGAUGGACAGAUAAGGACAUUGUUUAAUGAUGAUAUGGCAGAGGCUGUUAGCUGUGUUGAAAGCUGGCUGGGAUCAAGCUAUUAUGCUUUAGGAUCAGAUCCUAUAUCAGCCAUAGCUGAUAUGGCCUUCAACAUGGGCUGUGCUAAACUACGUGGAUUUGUAAAGUUCCGUGCAGCACUGACUGAGUCUCCUCCUGAUUAUGAAGCAGCUGCAAAAGAAAUGCAAAAUUCAGUUUGGUGUCAACAAGUGGGGAAUCGCUGCCAGUUACGUGAUAUUCCUUGCAUGCACGGCUAG
This is a messenger RNA of Amphimedon queenslandica, 531 nucleotides long. Its product is annotated as probable T4-type lysozyme 1. Gene Ontology annotation, biological process: peptidoglycan catabolic process; cell wall macromolecule catabolic process. Bases 1 to 531 code for a protein of 176 amino acids. The transcript has a single exon. NCBI's taxonomy places the organism in Eukaryota, Metazoa, Porifera, Demospongiae, Haplosclerida, Niphatidae. The record is from RefSeq and is a predicted model, not a curated record. Gene Ontology annotation, molecular function: lysozyme activity.